Molecule: messenger RNA, 1772 nt
Organism: Dioscorea cayenensis subsp. rotundata (Guinea yam)
Lineage: Eukaryota; Viridiplantae; Streptophyta; Magnoliopsida; Dioscoreales; Dioscoreaceae
Exons: 6
Coding region: 181-1167 (328 amino acids)
Biological process (GO): P-body assembly; cytoplasmic stress granule assembly
Cellular component (GO): cytoplasmic stress granule; P-body
Molecular function (GO): ATP binding; mRNA binding
Source: RefSeq, a predicted model, not a curated record
UCAGGGCACUGGGGGUAUAUUACCCGGGCCGGGAUUAGUGAGGGGGUGUAGUAGGGCAAACGGGCGUCUGAUCUUGUUGUUGUAACUUUCGUGCAAACAACCAACAAGAACGAGUGGUGUCUUGGGCGGCGCUGCUCUGUGAGUAGUGUGAGUAGUGUGACCAAUCAGUCUAUCGACAAUAUGGCGAAAGGUGACGAUGCGGUGAGGAGAAAGAAGAACAAGUCCAACCGCAAGAAGAUGCAAGCCAAUGAUGUCUCUUCCGCUCGAGUCACCUCCAUCAUAGCUUCCAAGCGCCGCCGCAAAGAUGGUAAACGACGCAGAUGCGAGGGGAUGUGCUUCAGCCUCCCGACUCCUGAGGAUCCCUUCAACGAUCGCUUCGACAACCCUCGUGACCCUCGAAAGCUCGUCCCCCAUAACAAGAACAAGAGAUCGCCGCAGCCAAAACUUCAUCAAGACGAAGACCGAGAUAAAGACCACAAGGCCCCUGAUAGUGAUCAGGCUAUCUCCAAGUUCCUUAUCCUCUGCCUGAACGCUAUACAGGACGCUUGGGCGGAGGAGGGCUCUUUUGAUCCCAAUCUGGAUGCGCCUCUCCUUUCCGGCACUUGGGGUUUUCGUCUGUGGAGACGAUGCUCUGCUCCCCAAUCCGAUUUCAUUGACAUCAAUGGAGUCUGUGCCAACAGAGAACAGAUUGCUUGGCUGGUUUCCACAGCUUCUGAUAUCUUCGCUGCCAAGGAGAAGCAAGGACUUACAGUACCUAGCCCCUUCCUACUGUAUCUCGUGCCAUCUCAACAAAAGGCUCUUCAGGUGAGAUCUGUCUGCAAACCACUCAAGGCUCUCGGAAUUCAUACUGUAAGCGUGCAUACUGGUGCCUCAUUGGAUCAUCAAGUCCGCGGUCUGAAGAGCUGUGAUCCCGAGUUCUUAGUAUCUACCCCUGAAAGGCUACUGCAGCUUGUUUCCCAGAGUGCCAUUGACAUAUCAGGCAUAUCCUUUCUGGUUAUUGAUGGACUUAUAAAUCCUCUAGAUACAAGUUCUUUAGAUAAAUUACAAGCUAUCAUAGCAAAAAUAUCCAAAGAACCGCAUGUUGUUGUCUUCACUGAUGGUUGUGGGAAAGUGUCCAUGUCAAUGGCGAGAAAUCUUUUCAAAUCAGCAUUGAACACCAUCCAAUAAGCGAAGUGGAAAACUUCUCACUCUUGGAGAAACGAGGGGAGUGUGUACUGCGGAUGGUUAGGAAUCAAGAAUUGCACUUUUUUUAUGGAUUACGUCUUCUGGUGAAGGAUUUAUUGGAUUUAUUUUGACGAUUCAUUCAUACUUGGUUUCUGGGAUCAGUGCAUGCUUUUUUGAAUCAAGACUCCCUCUCUAUGGCUACGUUCAAUUGAGGUGCUUCCUCUCUAUGGCUACAUUCAAUUGAGGUACUUAAGUAGUCUGUUCAAUGUGCUUUUUCAAUUCAUCAACAAAUUUUGGCCAUCGGGUAAACGUAUAUUUACAUACUUAUGUCCUAAUAUAUCAGUCAUGUAGGCCUUCAUAUGGACAAUUCAAUGACACUUCUUUCCUAUCAACUUCAUAUGGACAAUUCAAUGCCACUUCUUGCCGGUCAACCUCUUUAAUUAACAAAAACUAUAGUGGUGUUGUUUCUCAGCUUGUGAUUUUUAUCGUUGAUGAUCGCUUGAAAAUUAAUCAUUAUUGCCUCUUGGGGGAGAAUAAGAAAUCGUUUUAGUUUGUUGGUAGUAUUUUACCUGUUCACAAUUAUCCAUGAUAUACAGAAAAAAAAAAAA